GAUCCAGGAUGCUUUGGGGCGGACAGGGAGAGGGGCAGAGAGAGCGAGACAGAGGUAGAGAGAGAAGGAUAGGGUGAGUCUCUAUCGUAAGGGGACGAAGAAACCACAGAUCCUCUUCUCCUUGCAUAUUCACCUUUAGGAAGAAAAAAAAACGGAGAAGUGUGGAAAAGGGACGGGGAAAAAAAAGGAUAUGAAAAGAACAUGAAAGAAAGAAAUCGUCAUUAAACGCACUACGAAUUUCUCUCUUUCCCUCUCUUCCUCUAUCUCGCACCUCUCUCAAUUUAAUCUUAAAUCCACUCCAAUUUCCCCCGAGGGACUCAAUUCUCUCUUUUCCUUGAGAGACAGAAGAAGAGGGUCCAUUCCUCCUGGUAGAGUGACACCAGGAAUUUCCUCUUUCUUUCUCUCUGCUCCACUCCCUCGCUCCCCACCCCCCACGCCACUCUCCCCACCCCCCUCCACCAUGACACUGCUGGCGUCCGAGAGGUCGCUUCUCAUCCGGAACAAGUUCCGCUCAGUCCUGCAGUUGAGGAUUCAGAACCGAAGGCAGAGUGAGAUCAAUGCAGACCCUGGGUUGAAAUCUACUUGUCCCUCUCAAAAAGCGGAGAAAGACCAGAGUGAAGCUCUGCGUCUAACUGACGAUGGUGCCACUCAGAAGUUGCCCCCUAGUGGUCUGAACACUGAAACUGCACAAGAGAGGAGUGUAUGCGGGGCCCAGAGGCAGAAGAAGGCUCGCCAGGCACAGGACCUCAGUGAGAGGAUCCAACAUCCGCCUGGACCUGUGGAGCAACAGCACGAACACACACUGCCCCUUGAGAACCGUCCUGCCUCUUUCCCUCUGUCCGCUGAUGUCUUCGAAGAUGACAUCUCCACCUGCUCCUCCUCCUCGCCCACUGAGCAACAUGGCGUUCACCAAUCACCGGCCUUCCGUUCACUGCCAGGGCUCUCAGGUGACCAAUUACUGAGUGACUUCUCAGCUGUGGGCCCGCCCCUUAACCACAGCCCCGGUCAUGCUCAGUCUGGUUUGGCGUUGCUCCCGGCAACCGAGGGCAUCAGACAACCAAUGAGUGUAACACUGGGUGAAUCAAACUCCAUGGCAACAACUGGGAGACCAAAUGGGAUCUAUCUGACCUCUCAGACCACACCCCUGCUGCCAAAGACAGCUCGGCCUCCCAGCCCCACUUGUUCCUCCUCCCUGCCAUCCUCCCUCAACUUCAGCCACCUCCCCCGCCCACGGAAACCGCGGGACACCAAACCUAAGAUGAGGAAACUCAAGUAUCACCAGUACAUUCCUCCAGACCAGAGAGGAGGGUCUGGGACUGGAGGGGGAGGAGCCAAACAGAAGAGCCCUACCUCUACCCAGUCUUUAGACCCAGCCUAUUCCCAUCUCCUGAAGCAGCAGCAGGUCUUCCUCCAGCUGCAAAUCCUUCAGAACCAGCAGCAGCAACAACAGCAACAACUACAACCACAACAGCAGCUCACUGUUGUACCAAGUGGAGGUCACAGUGAUCUUGUGAAGUCCUCUGGUGCCAUGCCCCUGAACCCCCAACCUGUUCCUGCCACAACAAACCACACGCCUAUGGACACAAACUCCACAUCCAAGCCUGAGCUUCUCCCGGCCAAUCUUGUUGAUCUAACAGUGUCAGAGCUGCGGCAGCAGCUGCGUAAGCGCGGCCUCCCUGUCUCCGGCACUAAGCCUGCCCUGUUGCAGCGUCUCCGUCCCUUCCAGCUCCCCCAUGCUUGUCUCACUCCUGCACCCCUCUGCCAGCUGGGAACUAGCAUGGAGCCCCUCACUCCCAGCCCCCAGCUGCCACCCAACCAGAGCCCCAGCUUAAGCUCCAGCUCUGGACCAGACUCGCCCGGCAGCAGCCCCAACCAACAGAUGUACAUCCAGGACAGGGGAAUUCCUAAUGGGAUUCUCAGUGAAGCCCCAAAUGGGAUCCUGAGUGCUGUCUCGAAUGGUUUCUCGAAUGCUGCAUCAGUCAGUUUGGCAGGUGAACAGUGUGGUCUUACCAACACCGUCUUCCUGGCUCCUGCCAGCACCGCCUCAGGAACUCCAAGUCCCAGUCUACCCAUGUCGUCCUCCUCGCCUCUGCAAUGUGGUACUCCCUGGAGAACUGAUAAUGAGCAGCAGCAGCAACAGCAGCAGGAGCUGAGCGUGGAGCUGGAGAUGAGGGAGAGAAUACGGAGCAGGCCUAGGGAACGCUCUGCUAACACUGGCAAUGAGUCUUGCGGAGGAUCCCUUCAUCCGUUCCUGCAACAGGACCCAGGAUGCUCUAGAGGGAAGCCAGAAACAGACGCACAGACCGAGGUGUUGUUUACACAGGUGUUUUGCUGCCAACCAUGUGAUGUGAUUGGCCAGGACUUUGAGCUGCCAGUUCAGAUUACAGCAAGUCCUGUUCAGGCCUUGCCUGGUGUUCGCAGCUUGGAGGAAGAACUACAGGAGGCCAUCCAGAAAGCACAGAUGGACCCUCGGCAGUCCAUAGAUGACAUUCUGGACGAGUCUAUUACUUGCGUCCGCUCCACCAAUGUCUCUGAUCAUAAAUCCCUUGCCCACUCGGCCCCCAGCCCUUCUCCUCCCCCUCAAGCCGAUCAGCAGCACACCAAGGAUGACAACUUCUUGCCUUCGCCUCUUUGCUCCUCUCUCUUACUGGAGCUUCCUCCAUCUCCUGCUGUAAUAACCCCAAGCCAGGUGAUCCCUGCUCCUCCACCACCCCCCAUCUGCACCUCCCCUCUGUUGUCCACUGGAAAGUCACGGAAACGACGGGCUCCGACACAGUUUGAUGCUGCUGACUGGCUUGAAAUGCUGACGUCUGGCCUGCGCCCGCUUACCCCGCCCACAGCUCCCUUCGUUGAGACAGACUUCAGUCUGGAUUCAGAUCUGAAUGUUACAAUGUUACAGUGUUACAAUUUCAUUUAGCAGAUGCUUUUAUCCAACGUACAUCUGAGCGUUAAUACAACACAAGCAAGGAUCUAGUCAGGAGAACAACGCGAGUAAGUGCCAAUUGAGUGUUGGAUCUAAUGAUAGAGCAGUGGUGAGAACUUGUGUGCGCAUAUUUGUUUAUAACUCUCUAUGUACAGUAGGUGAGCGUUGUAUUGUUUGAUUGUCAUGAAUGGGGAAGAGUGUAUGAAUCCCACUGAGGGCACAAGAUUGUGAAUAGAGGCCUCCAUCCAUCCAUCAUUGAUAGGCUGUCAGAGUCAUUGGCUCCACGCAAUGUCGAGAGCUGGAUUCAUUGCAGCGAUCAGAUCAAACAUAGCUUUGAUGGGGCAACAAGAGCACAAACACAUGCACACACACAUAGACACUGCAGAGCGCUGUUUAAAAGCACUUGGGCUCAGCCAGAAAUGGCAAACAAGCAACACAUCUGUGGAUUGACACACUCCACAGCACAAUGUUUGCAGUGCAAAACAAAAGAAAACCUGGUGGCAUAUUAAUUUAAACAUGCUUCCUGGCUGCGCUGGGAGAAUGUUGUUUCUGACUUAUCUCCAAAACCUGUUGUCGGAUUGGGUUGAGUGUGGCCCCUGGUGUUGACUCAGUCAUUGAGUCCUAGCCAUUCAUAAAGCCCAUUUAGAGUGUGUAAAAGCCAGGCAGCGCACACAGCUUGUGUGUGGCUCCAGACCUUAACCCCAGUGCCAGACACACAGUCGGCAUGCAGAGGGAGAAAGCUGGCAGAAGCUACAAACAAGCAGUGCGUGUGCGUGUUCAUGUGUACGUGCAAGUGCAAGUGUGUGUGCGAGCUUAUGUGUGUAAGUAUGUGUGUGUUCAAUAUUUCUGACUGUAUGUGACUGUGCACAAAGGGCUGCUUUUUGUUUGUAUGUGUCAACACAAAAAUGCUUCCAUGUAUAUUUAUAAGCAUUAUUGCCAAAUGCACUUGUAGUUACACACACUUACAAUUAAGUGUGCCUGUUUGUGUGCGGUAUGAUUGAUCUGUAUAGGAUACGAGUGGAAGACACAGAACAGAGGCUGUGUAUUUCUGUGUCCACAUUUCAGACCAGACAUUUCGUUGUAUUCUCAUUGCCAGCGGGCAGUAACUCCAGUGUAGAUAUCCAGUGUAAUCAUCAGAACAGCCACAUUACCUUGUUCAAGUCACCGUUCUCCAGGAGAGCAAUCAGGCAACCGCCCCAAAAAUAGUCCCCAUACAAAUGCACCAAUCAGACAAGUGAGAGUUUCCUCAUCGCUUUGCAAAAACAGGUGGUCAUUUUGUUCCCUGAUUAACCCCCAACUGUGUCUGGCCCGCUGCUCAGUGCUUACCCUGCUACUGGCAAAGCCAGAUUUAGCACAAUUUAUAACCCAGCGCCAAGACCACACCUGUUCACUCUGUAAAUUAAUUCCUUGAAUGUAUUAUUUGACUUUGUUAAAUCUUUGCUGUACAGUUCAAUAUAAGACGUGACUAUAAAAUGCACUGUAAAAUUAGCACGUGAUAUGUUUGGAGUAUAUGAGACAUGUCACAUGACCAGAGGUGAGCUUGUCAGUUGGGACUGAUCCAGUAAAUGCUGCACAUUUUCCUAAUUGUGACAGUGAUGUUGCUUUCAUAUUCUAAAUGAUUUACUGGUCAUGUAGAAAUGGGUACAUUAUUUGUUUGUAUAAUACACUUUCAGUGAGUUAUGUCCAAUCUCCUCAUAUACAUUCUCAACCCCAUUUAACAUAAUAACAUCAAUAAAAAAUCUGACAGAGGUUAGCUGCCAUUAACCUAUCCUGCACCAGAUAAAUGUAAUUUAGACACAAGAUCCCAUCUACAUAUAUUACAUUUUACUCUUAAUUGGCUGCAUAUGCCAUGAAUCAUUUUGAGGGGUUCUGAUUGGCUCAUUCAUAUGGGGAAUAACUAACUGGAUGUCUUUCUGUAAGACCACUUUAUUUUGCAAAAACUGUGUUUCGUCCCCUGCUCAUUCUCCACCGUAUUGUGUUAAAAUAAAAGUAAUGUGCUGAGUGCAAUAUGGUUUAUGUAAAGGGCACAGCAACUGGCAGAUGUAAGGUCAUACUGUGAUCAUGUCAUGUUUUUUUUUGUACGCAAACCUUUGAACCUCUAGUUUCUUGUUCUAAUGAUAAACCAAUGUCUUAUUAAGCAAGACAGUUGCGAUGAAUUAUUGGAAGAAGAUAUCUGAGCAUAGGCAAGCCUUCAACACAAUACUACAGAUUAUGUUGAAGCAUUUCUUGUGCAGCUUUUACUACAGAAACAAUGAAAAAUGCAGUUAAAUGUGGAUGGAUGGCUAUGAUAAUCAUAGCGAUCAAUAAACAUUGCCAGCUGCAUGACAAAAAAAAAGAAAAUUGAUAGGCAGGAGAGUAAGAUGCUACCUCCUGUGACUUCCAGUGCUUUAGGGCCUCCACUAGUGUUUUCCUUGUUUCUAAUUUAAUUUCCGAACACUAGUGCAGAGUUUCCUGUCUCAGAGACCAGAUCACCCCUGAGACAGUUUCACAGGUUUGACUAAACCCAGGUUACAUACUGUUAUAAUGUGACCCGAUUUAGAUUUGAAGCUGGAAACACCAGGGUGUUACAGGUAACUGAGACUCUGUUGGCCACUUCUGCUGCUAUAAAUGCCUUAUUUGUGUAAACAUGAGACAAAAUACAAUGUGUUUGCUUUUAUUUAUUAUGUAAUUUAUUCAUGCCAAAGAUAUCGACCCCUGUCCAAAAUGUAUUUAAAAGCAUUAAGAAAAUUAAAGUCUUAAUAGAUUUUC
Thunnus maccoyii (southern bluefin tuna) is the source of this 5671-nucleotide messenger RNA. RefSeq names its product myocardin. Gene Ontology annotation, biological process: smooth muscle cell differentiation. The transcript is spliced from 16 exons. NCBI's taxonomy places the organism in Eukaryota, Metazoa, Chordata, Actinopteri, Scombriformes, Scombridae. Bases 461 to 2917 code for a protein of 818 amino acids. The record is from RefSeq and is a predicted model, not a curated record.